UAAUGCCUGAUGAGUUUGGAGAUGGGCAAGGGAUCCGAGACCAUUCCUCCACACAGAAUCUAUCCAGAUCCUUCAAAUUUCGAGGUCCACGCUGGGGGACUCUCCUCUUAAGUUCAUUCCACAGGUGUGGGUAUGGGUAGGGGUUUCAAGUCAGGGGACUGGGAUGACCAUGGCAGGCAGACCUUGAUUUUGGGGUCAGUCAACACAUUUCAACACAUUUUUGUGUUGAUUUUGAUGUGGUUGAUUUUGAUGUGGUCAACACAUUUUUGUGCUGAUUUUGAUGAAUGUUUUGGAUCAUUAUCCUGCUGGAAGAUCCAACCACGGCCCAUUUUAAGCUUUCUAGCAGAGGCAGUCAGGUUUUCAUUUAAUAUCUGUUGAUAUUUGGUAGAGUCCAUGAUGCCAUGUAUCCUAACAAAAUGUCCAGGUCCUCUGGCAGAAAAACAGCCCCAAAACAUUAAAGAGCCUACCAUAUUUAACCAAGGGCAUGAGGCACUUUUCCAUAUGGCUACCUCUCUGUGUGCGCCAAAACCACCUCUGAUGUUUAUUGCCAAAAAGCUCUAUUUUGGUUUCAUCUGACCAUAGAACCCGAUCCCAUUUGAAGUUCCAGUAGUGUCUGACAAACUGAAGAUGCUUGAGUUUGUUUUUGGAUGAGAGGAGAGACUUUUUCCAUGAAACCCUUCCAAACAACUUGUGGUGAUGUAGGUGACUUCGGAUUGUAGUUCUGGAAAUUUUCUGACCCUAAGACGCAACUAACUUCUGCAAUUCUCCAGCUGUGAACCUUGGUGAUAUUUUGGCCACUCGAACCAUCCUCUUCACAGUGUGUUGAGACAAUAUAGACACACGUCCAAUUCCAGGUUGAUUUAUAACAUUUUCAGUUGACUGGAACUUCUUAAUUAUUGCCCUGAUGGUGUAAAUGGGCAUUUCAAUGCCUGUGCUAUUUUCUUAUAGCCACUUCCUGUUUUGUGAAGCUCAAAGACCUUUUGCUACACAUCACAGCUAUAUUCCUUGGUCUUACCCAUUGUUAUGAAUGAAAUUUGGCCUAUGUGUUACCUCAUAUGUAUAUCCCUGUGAAUCAGGAAGCCAUGGUUGAACAAUUCCCUGUUCCUAGUCACCCAAGCUUAGUUUUUAUCUUUUUCUUCUGGUUCUUCUGGAGACUGUACUUGCUUUGUGUUUCUGCAGGUAAAACCAAAGAGGCUUCAUUAUAUUUUAUCUGUCUAUCUUAAGUGUUCUAAUUGGUUAUUGGUCGUUAUCAUUGUUAGAACUAAAGCUAUGCCCUUGCAACAUGCUUGCUACAGAGGCAAGACAGCUGUGCUAUACAGUGUACAUGCGUCUUUGUGUGUGAGACUACAACAGGUACAAGAAUUCUAAACUUAUAAACUCCUCAUCAGGAAGUCUUGAUCCAAAUGUUACUCAGUUAAUUUAUAUCUGAACUUGUCUGUAAUACCUACAGACUUGCUGAUUGUUUUAAUGUUAGACCAUAGCAGUUCAUCUCUACAGACUCUGUGUUUUGCGAUUUUGCCAUGGAUAGAAGUUACUACAUUUCUAACUUAUAGCAAGAUGUUAAACAUAACUCAUACAUUCCUAUAUAUGUGUACUAAGUCUAAUAUGAUUGCAUGAUACACAACUGUUCUGAAAUCACAAAUGAUUCUUUCACUUCCUCACGUAGUACUGUAUAAAACCUGCAUAAAAGGGCAGGAGUUUCACUCCACCUCUCACACUAUCACAGAAUCAAGGGACACACACACUGCAGUCAUACAGAGCAUUACCCAACCAUUAUCAUCGCAACAGUAGGGAUGCUGUGUGAAAGUAGGUUGUGGCAUAUGAUUUUUUGUUCUGAUUUUGAGUGUGUGGAUCCUCCCACUAGCCACUCAGUCAAUGCUCCUAAAUCUCCUCCUCUGGCCAACAACCUGUCAGCACAAAUUGAAGUCCCAGUCCACUGCUCUCCCAGCAACUCUUCUCAAGAGCUCCAGUCCCCAGACUUUCAGUCUGUUUCUGUAGCACCCCUGGAUUGCCGAAAUCUGUCUCCAGGCGUCGGCAUCCCUGGUCGAGCACCAUCUCCAGGAACAGAGGCCUUCCUAGUGCCCUCCAGUUGCCACAGCAUUUGCCAGCAUUACAAUGAUCUAUACAUUGCUGGAGGCCAGGUGCUGCCUCUCAGUCCUGGUGUAGGCAAUCUAGAAGGCAAUUCCUCACAGGACCCCCACCCUGGGCCCUUCCUGCUUUCCAGAGAUGUUCCUCCUCCCUCCCUUCUUCCUCCUCUGCUCCCUGAAUACAGGAGUUCCAGACGCUGGAGAGAGGGCAGUGUGCGUGAACGUCUCUCUCUGCUGCAGGAUGGUCGUCCGCUUUCUAACUCAGAGCUGAAUGGCUACCUGGAACAGAAGCUGCUGGAGCUGUACACAGAGUACCUUACUGAGGGCCCUAUCAUGGCGUCUGAGCUAGAGCAGAUCACUCUACAGCUGAGCCGAGAGCACAAGCUGGAGACAGGGCAGGUCAAAGACAUGCUUCUCAGCUGCCUGCUGAGAGCCACCAGCAGCCAGCAGUCCAGUGAGUUCAGUACACCAGUGCUGCAGAUCUCCACCCAGACAAAGUGAAAAGGAUGGAGAGAACAUGGAAAAGGAGGAGUGGAAGAGAGGGAUAAAUUACAGCAAUGGGAAGUUAUAGAGCUAGAAUGAGAAGAAAAUGUGUGCACAUUUUUUCAAUUGUACAGUGAAAGUGUAUUAUAGACAAACAGGAAGUGUGAAAUUGAGUGUAUUUUAGUGGCAACUUAAAAAAAAGUUUGUGAUGUUAAAAACAGGAAAAAAUGAAGGAACUUGGACUCAAAAAGGACUCAAAAUACUAAUUAUACAAAAUGUGUCAUAGAUGAACACAUUUACUUGGUAAGUCAAGAAGGAAAUGCAAGACAAUAGCCCUCUAAUUUCAAUCAUAACCAUAUAUGAAAAUAAUUUAGUUCCAUCAUUUUGUUGAGCCUGCAAUGGACUGGAAUGCAAUUCGGGGUGUAUUCCUGUGUGCUGUCCAGUGAUCCCAGGAUUGGAUCCCUCACAAUCCUGUCAAGCAUAAACUGAUUACUGAAGAGGAAUUAAUGAAUUUUGCUGAACAUGUUGUAGACUUUUUAAUGCUUUAAGCCACUCUGAUCUCCAAAUUGGCCUAGCAGGAACAUAUCUGUAUGUGACCAUGUCAGUUAUCCACCUGCAGUUCUGACCCUGUUUUCACCUACUACUGUGUUUGGAUUAAAAUGCUUUUGAAUUAAAAUGACUUUUUUAUGACUAAAACCCAACACUGAUUUCAUCUACAAGAUUAAUUCAGUAUUUUACUAACAAAAUAUUCUAAUUCACAUUCUAAUAUAUAUUUAUACUACUUGCAGACAGUAUAGAGCAGUGGUUCUCAACCAGGGGCCCCCCUGGGGGGCACAUAGAGAUUGGAAUGGGGGCGCAAAUUAUUUUCAAGAAAAAAACACAGACAGGGCAUCAUUUGUGUACUUUGUGUAUUUUAUUGCUUUUCAAAUAGAAUGUGCAUAAAUGAAAAACCCGGCAUUCCCUCUCCUUCUGUAUUUUCUUUUUGCUGGGGAGAAGCGGAGCUUAGCCUGCCUUUUAUGCAGACCAGUGUUGCCAACUUAGCGACUUUUCCGACCCCUUUAGCGACCUUUUUUUGCAAAAAUAAAAAAGCGCCUAGCGACAAAUCUAGCGACUUUUUGGACAAACCUUAGCAACUUUCCAA
Messenger RNA from Ictalurus furcatus (blue catfish), 3711 nucleotides. Its product is annotated as TLR adapter interacting with SLC15A4 on the lysosome. NCBI's taxonomy places the organism in Eukaryota, Metazoa, Chordata, Actinopteri, Siluriformes, Ictaluridae. Gene Ontology annotation, biological process: regulation of toll-like receptor signaling pathway. Bases 1794 to 2588 code for a protein of 264 amino acids. The transcript is spliced from 3 exons. The record is from RefSeq and is a predicted model, not a curated record.